Messenger RNA from Gloeophyllum trabeum ATCC 11539, 1005 nucleotides. RefSeq names its product transaldolase. Gene Ontology annotation, biological process: pentose-phosphate shunt, non-oxidative branch; pentose-phosphate shunt; carbohydrate metabolic process. Bases 1 to 1005 code for a protein of 334 amino acids. Gene Ontology annotation, molecular function: transaldolase activity. Gene Ontology annotation, cellular component: cytoplasm; intracellular anatomical structure. The record is from RefSeq and is a predicted model, not a curated record. The transcript has 5 exons. NCBI's taxonomy places the organism in Eukaryota, Fungi, Basidiomycota, Agaricomycetes, Gloeophyllales, Gloeophyllaceae.
AUGACAACCUCCCUAGACCUGCUGAAACAGACCGGCACGGUCAUCGUCACCGACACCGGCGACUUCGAAACGAUUGACAAGUACAAACCGCAGGAUGCGACGACGAAUCCGACAUUGAUCUUGGCCACGGCGGAUAUGCCUCAGUACUCGCGGCUGUUCGACGUCGCGCUCGAGUACGCGCAGAAGAAAGGCGGAUCCUUAGAGGAACAAUCCAGUCUGGCUCUGGACCGCCUGCUGGUUGAGUUCGGCAAAGAGAUCCUGAAUAUCAUUCCUGGACGGGUGUCGACAGAGUUGGACGCCCGUCUAUCGUUUGAUAAAGAAGGGUCGAAGGCCAAGGCGCGACACAUAAUUGAACUAUACGAGUCCAUAGGAAUCCCCAAGGAGCGCGUCCUGAUCAAAAUUGCCUCAACUUGGGAGGGGAUCCAAGCUGGACGAGAUUUAGAGAAAGAAGGUAUCCACGUGAACAUGACGCUUCUGUUUGGCUUCGCGCAAGCGGUUGCGUGCGCAGAGGCAGGGGUGACACUUGUGUCCCCCUUCGUCGGGCGGAUCCUCGACUGGUAUAAGAAACACAACCCGAACGAGUCAUACGAAGGCAACGCCGACCCAGGCGUCCAAUCCGUCCGGAAGAUCUUCACCUACUACAAGCAGCACUCGUACAAGACCAUCGUCAUGGGCGCAUCCUUCCGGAACGUCGACGAGAUUAAAGCGCUCGCAGGCUGCGACUUCCUCACUGUGUCGCCGAAGCUGCUCGAGCAGCUACAACGGUCCACGGACGAAGUGCCCAAGAGGCUUGACGCGGUCGUCGCUGCCGCUGCGACUACAACCGAGAAGAUCCCGAAAGAGAGCUACGUAGACAACCAGCCUGAGUUCAGGUGGAAGCUGUUGCAGGACCAGAUGGCUUUCGAUAACUUGCACCAGGGUAUCAAGAAGUUUGACGAGGACGGGGAGAAACUGAAGAGUAUCCUGAAGGACAAACUGAGGGAGAGGGCCCGGGGUAGUAAGUGA